Messenger RNA from Ochotona princeps (American pika), 385 nucleotides. Its product is annotated as small ribosomal subunit protein uS13-like. Gene Ontology annotation, cellular component: cytosol; ribosome; small ribosomal subunit. Gene Ontology annotation, biological process: translation. Gene Ontology annotation, molecular function: structural constituent of ribosome; RNA binding. The record is from RefSeq and is a predicted model, not a curated record. The transcript has a single exon. NCBI's taxonomy places the organism in Eukaryota, Metazoa, Chordata, Mammalia, Lagomorpha, Ochotonidae. Bases 1 to 381 code for a protein of 126 amino acids.
AUGUCUCUAGUAAUCCCUGUGGAAUUUCAGCACAUUUCGCGAUUCUUCAACACGAAUAUCGAUGGGCGGCGCAAAACAGCCUUUACCAUCUCUGCCAUUAAGAGUGUGGAACGUAGGUAUGCCCACGUGGUGCUGGCAAAAGCAGACACUGACCUCACCAAGGGAGCAGAAGUACUCACUGAGGAUGAGGUGGAGCGGGUGAUCACCAUCAUGCAGAAUCCCAGACAGUACAAGAUCCCCAAGUGGUUCUUGAACAGACAGAAGGAUGUGACGGAUGGCAAAUACAGUCAGGUUCUGGCCAACGGUCUGGAUAACAAGCUCCAUGAGGACCUGGAGCGGCUGAAGAAGAUCCAGGCGCAUAGAGGGCUGUACCACUUUUGAGGCC